UCCCCACCAUCUUCAAAGACCCCCACGGGUCCCUAAUUCCCUGAAGACACUAUACUCGUAUCACAAUGAGCACAGAAAUGCUGAAUUCCGACUCCUCGGCUUCUCUCCCUGAACUAGUGUCCUCGGACGCAGUAGCGACGCCGAACGAAGACGAACUGACAGAAGACCCUUUCCUGCAGAUGCUCGCCGAGACCGCCGACCUAGUCCCGGCGCUGAACCACACGACCAAGUUCGCAGGCAAGGAGUACGCGACCUCUGCCUCGGGCGUGAUGGAGGCCGAGUUCAGCGGCGUGCCGGUCAAGAUCGCGAUCGACGGCGGCGCAUCGGGGUGUGGAGGUAAGGUCUGGCCGGCGGGGGAACUGCUUUCGCGGUACGUUAUCGACGCGAAGGAUGACGAGUCGUCGUUGGCGCAUGGGCCGGUGUGGGAGCAGUCCCGGGAACGGAAGGUGCAGAUUGUAGAGCUUGGUAGUGGGACGGGACUGGUUGGACUUGCACUUGCAAAUGCAUACAAGACAAAAUUUGGAAAGACGGAGAGUGACGCUGGACUAGAUAUAGUCAUAUCUGAUCAAAUAAAUAUGAUGGACCUAAUGACCGAAAACAUCAAGCUCAACAACCAAGAAGACAUCGUCACCGCCGACGUAAUUGACUGGGGCAAGCCUUUAGACGAGAAAUACGUCAACGUUUCGGUCGUGCUGGCCGCCGACUGCGUUUACUUUGAGCCUGCGUUCCCGUUGCUGGAGAAGACGCUGCUGGAUUUGGCGGGCGAGAAUACGUUGAUGUUGAUGGCGUAUAAAAAGCGACGGAAGGCUGAUAACAAGUUCUUUAUGUCCAUCAAGAAAAGCUUCAAGAUAAUAGAGAUUAAAAACUACGGCGACUACUACCAGGAAUUCUCCAGAGAUAGCGUGGUUAUAUACCAGCUGGUUCGGAAGCAGCCUCCUCGGUAGUAGUUUAAUGGAUCUUCCUGACCCUGCGACUGCUCUUGCGGUCCCUCUGAUGUUGCAUGACCAAUCUUUGUAAUAAUGAUGCAUAUAUAACAGAUAACUAUUUA
Myxozyma melibiosi is the source of this 1048-nucleotide messenger RNA. Its product is annotated as putative methyltransferase-domain-containing protein. NCBI's taxonomy places the organism in Eukaryota, Fungi, Ascomycota, Lipomycetes, Lipomycetales, Lipomycetaceae. Gene Ontology annotation, molecular function: protein-lysine N-methyltransferase activity. The transcript has 6 exons. Gene Ontology annotation, cellular component: cytoplasm; cytosol. The record is from RefSeq and is a predicted model, not a curated record. Bases 66 to 944 code for a protein of 292 amino acids. Gene Ontology annotation, biological process: peptidyl-lysine methylation.